AUGGCUUCUCGAGAAGUGAUCAGCAUCGCUUCGGACGAUAGUGACUCGGCCGAAGAGAACCAAAGCCCACAGAAUAAGUCGGAAGCAAAGCAAAGCAGCAGUUCACGCAAACACAAAAAACAUAAGCGACACAAAAAGUCGUCUAAAUCUGAUAAAGCAGACAAACAGCAUAAGUCUAAAAAACACAAGAAACACAAGCGAAAACAUCGUGCUGAGGAUGAUGACAACGAUAGCAGUUCGGAGGGUGAACUUACAAAGAAUGGUGAUCCCGUAUGUUCGGAUCCCCGAAAAAUGGAACAAGCUUUUCGAAUAGCGAAACAAUCAGGCGAAAACGACCUUCGCGAGGUUCGCAGUUUAGACAUAGACAAUACCACAACACGGUUAAAAAAUAACGGAAGUGCAAAAGUGAUGCCUGAGAAACGUAAGGGACACAUAUCAACAGAUCCGGACAAGCUCGUGCUAAUGUUGACGCAAGACUUAGACAAGCGCAAAGAGGAUGUGGUCUCGGUAGAAAGCGAAAGCGAUGGUGUCGCCGAAGAAGAUGCACCUAGCCCGGACGUGGCCGUUAUCGAGGACGAUGAGCUUAAUUUAGAAGAUUUGAUGCGUCAGAAAGCACUGCUUCAAGCUCGUCUCGGUGAGUAUGCGACGGACGAGGAAGACGAUGGUCUUGGAAAAUCGUCCCGAGCAGAGUCCGCAAAUACCAGGGGGGAAAAGCCGAUCAAAAAGAAAAAAAUUGAUGCCAGCGAGGCAGUCAUCACGAUCGAUGGGGACUCGACACCGGAUGAUACUGACCAGUUACGCAAGAAAUCAAUCAACGCCACGAACAGGACUUCGAGAGGCGGCAAGGAAGAGACUCAAUCUGCACACAAGAGCGUCAAUGUGGAGUUGGAGAAUAAAAGAGCUAAAGAUUAUCAGCAACAUCCGGCGGACGGCCGUGUUAGACAGAUGGAGCGUGACCGCGAUCGUGACAGAGAAAUUAGAAUGAGGGAAGAGCGGCGCAAUCGGGAAGAGGAUAACUAUAAACGUCGCAUGGCCGAGGAACGGUUCGAACGGGAAAAAGCACGAGAACGCGAGCGGGAUCGGGACAGGGAACGGGCACGGGUGCGCCAACGGGAGCGAGACCGGUCAAUGGAAAGACGACGCGAUCGACGCGGAUAUUCUCCUCGUGACCGAAGCCGCGAAAGACGUUCCGUCGAACGUGGUCGCGGAGGUGGUGGUAGGUUAGGUUCGCGUGAUCGUUUUCGCGGUCGUAGCAGAAGUAGGGAUCGCGAUCUACGCCUUGGUGCAGGCAGAAACGCUAGGGACAGGGAUCGUGAUCGAAUGCGUGAAAGAGAUCGUGCAAGAGACUAUGGACGAGGUGCGCAAAGAAACGGUCGCGAUGGUCGUGGCUCAGGUAGAGGUCGUAAGUUGGAUGAUGAUCGUUUUAAAGAUUCGCUUAGCGAAGGGUUAAAGCAGCAGAAAGAAUCUAGCAGUGAAAGUGAAAUGGGCGAUAUUGAUAUCGACGACGAGGAAGAUGAGGAGAAAAUCAUCGAGAAACGGCGGAAAGAACGGGAAGCCCUUCUCAAGAAAUUGGGUGUUGUAAAUGAAGACAGUCAAACGAUGAUGGAAGUACAACCACCCGAAGCUCGUCAGGUCAGUAUGGGUAGCACCGCACCAUCUUCGCGAAACGAGAGCCGCGAAGCCACCGUUCAUCGCACGGAAGAGCACGAUCGCGAUGGAACAGACCAAUCUCUAACCCCACCGAUACCGAGCGAGCGGAAGGAUCUGAUGGAUAAGGUAGAACGUAAGCCGAAAGAGUCACCCGACCCACCGAAAGAUCUGGACAGGCAGAGUAAGGAACUGAAAAGUACUGCGAAAGAAAAUGUUAAACGCCCCGAAUGGGACAUGUUUGCCGAACAGGACAUCGACUCAAACUUCGACUCACCUGGCACGGUGGUGGCGAACAAGCAGGCGCACGAAAAUCCAGCCCUCACGGACAACUGGGACGAUGCGGAAGGCUACUAUCGUGUUCGAAUAGGUGAAAUCCUGGAUAACCGGUACGUGGUCGCCAAUUACACUGGGCAGGGCGUGUUCAGUACGGUAGUCAAAGCCAGGGACCAGGCUCGCGGUAACGCGUUCGUUGCAGUCAAAAUCAUUCGUAACAACGAAAUCAUGCAUAAGACAGGAUUGAGAGAGCUUGAGAUAUUGAAGAAACUCAACGAUGCGGAUCCGAGCGAUCGUUACCAUUGUUUGCGCUUGUACAGGCACUUUUUCCACAAGCAGCAUUUGUGCAUGGUUUUGGAGCCACUGUCGAUGAAUCUACGUGAAGUACUGAAGAAAUAUGGGAAAAAUGUUGGUCUGCACAUCAAAGCAGUGCGCAGCUAUACCCAGCAACUUCUGUUGGCUCUGAAGCUGCUGAAAAAAACUGGAAUUCUUCACGCAGACAUCAAACCGGAUAACAUUCUCGUGAACGAGAACAACUUGGUACUGAAACUGUGUGAUUUCGGCUCAGCGUCGUCCAUCACGGACAACGAAAUCACACCAUACUUGGUGUCACGGUUCUAUCGCGCCCCGGAGAUAAUCCUUGGUCUGGCGUACGAUUACGGCAUUGAUAUGUGGUCGGCCGGGUGCUCCAUCUAUGAAUUGUACACGGGCAAGAUCUUGUUUAGUGGUCAGUCCAAUAAUCAAAUGCUUAAAUUUUUCAUGGAUCUGAAGGGCAAGAUACCGAACAAGCUGAUACGUAAGGGACAGUUCAAGGACCAGCAUUUCGAUUCAAAUUGCAAUUUUCUAUCGCACGAGAUCGAUAAAAUCACAGAACGGGAAAAAGUGGUUGUAGUAUCAGUGAUCAAACCAACAAGGGAUUUACAGCAGGAGCUGAUCGCAGGACAAAAUCUCCCCGACGACCAGAUACGAAAAGUGUCCCAACUAAAAGACCUGCUGGAUAAGGUGUUUGCGCUGGAUCCGGCGAAGAGAAUUUCUUUGAACCAUGCACUGGCACAUCCGUUUAUCCAAGAUAAGAUCUAAAUGAAUCACCACCGCGAAGUAUGUCCCGACACCAGCUGUAUGCAACGGAAGUAUUGUCCUUCCAACAAUUGGAUCAUCACCCGAGCAUCAUUAGCUAUAUACAUAUUAACGAUCCUUUUCUUACUUACGCUUCAUUGAACAACACCUCUUCAUCUGCAUUCGUCCUCGGUUGUUCAUCGAUCGACGAAGGAAGACCAACCCAAUGAUGCACUCAUUGAUCAUUCGUAGGAAUUGAAGUGUGUGAUUAUCAUGCUAUGAAGACCAUGAUGAGAACUUGUAGAGACAAUUUCUCUUGUUUUUCACGAAGCAAAAAUAAGAGAGCACUUGAUGUUGAUAAUGGGUGUGACCACCACUGUGAGGCUGUAUGUCGAAGAAAGAGACUAUGCUUGGCUUGGAAACGGCAAACUAUCGGUGAUCGUAGUGGAGCUCCCAAAUCAUUCCAGCCAGUGCUAGACGAAAAUCCACCCGUCGCACAGAAGCAUGAAACCUGUCUUGGACUAGGUCUCUUUGUAUCUCGUGGAGCCGCUCGCAAUUGUGUUCAGCUCACGAGCAGGAAUUCCAUCGUGCGUACAGAUUCCGUAGCACGCCUCACCUCAUGGGAGUUUGGGGAGGAUUUGCUGUGUUUAAGAGUUCGAAAAGCCGAUUGAACCCAAUACAAGCAGCAGCUUCUCACGAUUGUGAUCUUUGUCUCCCGUGGCGGAUCAGGUUGUUAUGUCUUCAUACUUUCGGAGUAGUCUUGCGUAAAAGAUAUUUCUCGGUUUUUUGUGUGCUUCAUUUCUUUCCAGCUUGACAAUCCUCGAGAAAGCAGUUUCGCAAGAACCUUGUGCACCGCGGCGUGCCAACAUGUACCGUUUUACACAACCCAUCAACUUCACGAUAAUAUACCAAAUACAUUUGGCAAAGAAGGUAGGUUCAUAUUUGCAGAAAACUAUCCGAAUGAGUUGCUCAACAAACACAUGCAAUUGAUGUUCCUGGAGGCGGACAUGUCAUCGCAUGAAAUGGAAAAAAUCAACAAUAAAGGUGUCUCACCGCGAG
Anopheles nili is the source of this 4038-nucleotide messenger RNA. RefSeq names its product serine/threonine-protein kinase PRP4 homolog (gene Prp4k). The transcript has 9 exons. Gene Ontology annotation, biological process: peptidyl-threonine phosphorylation; mRNA cis splicing, via spliceosome; peptidyl-serine phosphorylation. Bases 1 to 3003 code for a protein of 1000 amino acids. The record is from RefSeq and is a predicted model, not a curated record. Gene Ontology annotation, molecular function: ATP binding; protein serine/threonine kinase activity. Lineage: Eukaryota; Metazoa; Arthropoda; Insecta; Diptera; Culicidae.